AUGGAUUUCGCUUCGACAGUCAGGAAGGCAUGUGCCGGGACUAGGGCCAGAUGCACGUGGCAGAGGAGGAAGCGGUCUCGCCCGUAUGACCGCACAGGACGAGCCAGCCUAGGCGCGACAAGACCAAGUCGGACCUCUUCGCUUUUCAGUCAAUGGAUGUCUCACUUCUGCUGUACAUCUCGGGCCUGUACGUCCAGUCUGAGUCUGUCUGAUCAGUCCUUGCUGCAGUCAGGAUGCUGCACCAGUCCCAGAGGUGCACAAGAUAUCGUUGGAGAUGGAAGAGAUGGACAGAGAGAGGUGUACGGAGAGGAAGUUUGGGUGGGAGAAGUUGCGGAUGACGAGGAAGGGAAGGAUGAGAACGAGGAAGAAGAAGAGCAAGAAGAUGAUGAUGACGAAGAAGAGGAGGACAGUAAAGAAGAGAAAGGGGAAGAAAGCCAGGAUCUGGGUCCUCCUCCAUCUGUAGACGAGGCCGCCAACACACUGAUGACGCGACUGGGGUUCCUGCUCGGGGAAAAAGUGAACGAAGGGCCUGGUGGAGCACAGUACAGCAUGGAGGAACAAGAUGACCCUCAGGGCAUCUCCAUGACCCAGAGGAUCAGCCCAUGCUCUAGCUUAGCUAGCAGCACAGCGUCGCCCCCUCCUGGCAGCCCCUGCUCUACGUUGCCCGCUGGAGCUCCGGGUAACAUGGGCACCAGAGACUGUGCUUACGGAUCCAUCACGAGUCCCACCUCCACCCUGGAGAGCCGAGACAGUGGCAUUAUUGCAACGCUCACAAGUUACUCAGAGAAUGCCGAGCAUGGAGGUAAACACAGCGAGGGCUCUCGGGGGAGCCUAAAACUCUGGCAGGCACAGAAGUCAAUGGGUGCAGACUCUUUUCUUUAUCGGGUGGAUGAAAACAUGGCCGCCUCCACAUACAGCCUCAACAAAAUCCCAGAGAGGAGUCUGGAACAUUCCGUCUCUCACUCCGCCCACUCCAUCCCCCUCUACCUCAUGCCCCGCCCCAACUCUGUGGCUGCCACUAGUUCAGCUCACCUGGAGGAUCUUGCGUAUCUGGAUGAGCAGAGACAGGCUCCACUGCGCACAUCUUUGCGUAUGCCACGACAGAACUCCGGUUCCAGCCGCUCUGGACAAGCGGACAUGAGAGUGCGCUUUGCUCCAUACCGGCCACCGGACAUCGCCCUGAAGCCGCUUCUCUUCGAGGUGCCCAGUCUGACACCCGAUGCGGUUUUCACCGGUCGAGAAUGGCUGUUCCAGGAAGUCGACGCUUGUCUACGCAGCAGUGAGUCCACUGCCAGUCAAGGUGUCGUUAUUAUUGGCAACGUGGGCUUCGGCAAGACGGCCAUCAUCUCUCGCUUGGUGGCUCUCAGCUGCCACGGUAACCGCAUGAGACAGAUCACCUCUGACAGUCCACAUGCCUCACCAAAACAUGGCGACACACUGCCUUUGAACCAGCCUCAGUCCGCUCACGGCACUCUGGUCGGUGGGAGCAACUGCCCUGGAACGCCCGAGAUGCGAAGACGCCAGGAGGAGGCACUCAGAAGACUGGCUUCUCAGGUGGUGGCGUACCAUUACUGUCAGGCUGACAACGCAUACACCUGCCUGGUCCCUGAGUUUGUGCAUAAUGUGGCAGCGUUGUUGUGCAGGGCUCCUCAGAUGCAGGCCUACCGAGAGCUGCUGCUCCGCCAGCCGCACCUGCAGAGCACACUCAGCCUGCGCGCCUGCGUCCAGGACCCUUUCAACGCUUUCCGCAGGGGCCUGCUGGAACCUCUGGAGAUCCUGCAUCGAGAGAGGAAGAUUGCGUGUGAUGAGAAUCUCCUCAUUCUGAUUGACGGGUUGAAUGAGGCGGAGUUCCAUAAACCGGAUUACGGAGAAACCAUUGUUUCCUUCCUGUGCAAAACCAUUGAGCGUUUCCCUCCCUGGCUUAAACUGGUGGUCACUGUCAGAACAACACUGCUGGAUAUAUCUCGUCUGUUGCCGUUCCACCGUAUUUCUCUGGACCAUCUGGAGGAAAGUGAUGCGAUUGACUCGGACUUGCAGGGCUACAUCCUGCACCGGCUUCACUCCAGCCAGGAGAUCCAGAACAACGUGGCACUCAAUGGCAAGCUAGACAACGCAGCCUUUGCCAAAUUCAGCACUCAUCUGAAAAGUCUGAGCCGGGGCUCCUAUCUCUACCUGAAGCUCACGCUGGACCUCAUUGAGAAGGGUUACCUGGUGCUCAAAAGCUCCAGCUUCAAGGUGGUUCCGGUGAAUCUGGCUGAGGUUUACCUGUUGCAGCUGAACAUGCGUUUCCCAACUCAGUCGUCAUUCGAGCGCGUUCUUCCGCUGCUUAACGUGGCCGUGGCUUCUCUACACCCGUUAACUGAUGAGCAGGCCUACAGUGCCGUGAACGCCGGCAUGGUGCAUGGAGCUGCCAUGGACUGGGAGGAUUUCCAGCAGAGGUCUGAACUCCUUUCGCCUUUCCUGGUGAAAAGACGUGAUGGAACGCGCAUGUUCAUCCACCCCUCCUUCAGAGAGUGGCUCAUCUGGAGAGAGGAUGGAGAGAAGACCAAGUUCCUCUGCGACCCCAGGAGUGGCCACACACUGCUUGCUUUCUGGUUUUCACGGCAAGACAGCAAGCUUAAUCGACAGCAGACCCUCGAACUUGGCCACCACAUUCUCAAAGCUCACAUCUUUAAGGGCCUGAGUAAGAAGGUUGGCGUUUCCUCUUCAGUUCUGCAGGGCCUGUGGGUGUCCUACAGUACUGAAGGGCUCUCUGCAGCUUUGACUUCAUUGAGAAAUCUCUACACUCCGAACAUCAAGGUAUCUCGGCUGCUGAUUAUGGGCGGAGCUAACGUGAACUAUCGUACAGAGGUGUUGAAUAACGCCCCCAUCCUGUGUGUCCAUGCUCACCUGGGCUACCUGGAGACUGUGACUCUGCUGUUGGAGUUUGGGGCGGAUGUGGAUGGCGUUUCAGAGAGCGGACUCACUCCUCUUGGCUACGCAGCCGGUGCGGGUCACCUACCCAUCAUCACCACCCUCUGCAGCAAGAAAGCCAAGGUGGAUCACCUGGAUAAGAAUGGUCAGUGUGCGCUUGUCCACGCGGGUCUGCGGGGUCAUCUAGAUGUGGUGAAGUAUCUGGUGCAGUGCGAGUGGAACACAGACGGACAGCAGGCCGGAUCCUUCAACAAGAGCCAUGCAGUACAGCAGGCCCUCAUAGCAGCCGCCAGUAUGGGCUAUACAGAACUUGUAUCCUACCUGCUCGACCUGCCCGAGAAAGAUGAGGAAGAGGAGGAACGAGCUCAGAUAAACAACUUUGACACACUGUGGGGUGAAACAGCUCUGACAGCGGCAGCAGGUCGGGGGAAGCUGGACGUGUGUCGUCUUUUACUGGAGCAGGGUGCCGCUGUGGCUCAGCCCAACCGCAGGGGCAUCGUGCCACUCUUCAGUGCCGUGCGGCAGGGACACUGGCAGAUAGUGGACCUGUUGCUGAAUCACGGCGCUGACGUGAACAUGGCUGAUAAACAGGGACGAACUCCUCUAAUGAUGGCUGCGUCUGAGGGACAUCUGGGUACGGCGGAGUUCCUGCUGGCUCAAGGUGCCUCAUUAUCUCUGAUGGACAAGGAGGGGCUAACAGCACUGAGCUGGGCGUGUCAUCUAAAUAAUCUCCAAAAUGGGAUGUUUAUGCAUAUGCUAAGACAAUAAACCACAGCUCUGGUCUUGUUGUGGUUCCAGGUGCAGUAUCUGGUGGAUCAUGGUGCGAUGAUCGAGCAUGUGGACUACAGCGGCAUGCGUCCGCUGGAUCGUGCGGUCGGCUGCAGGAACACAUCAGUGGUGGUGGCGCUGCUUAAGAAGGGAGCCAAGAUAGGUCCUGCAACAUGGGCAAUGGCCACAUCAAAACCUGAUAUUAUGAUCGUUCUGUUGAGCAAACUGAUAGAGGAAGGAGAUGGAUUCUACAAGAAAGGAAAGGUGAAAGAAGCCGCCCAACGGUACCAGUAUGCCCUGAAGAAGUUCCCACGAGAGGGUUUCACAGAGGACCUGAAGACCUUCCGUGAGCUCAAAGUUUCUCUGCUGCUCAACCUCUCCCGUUGCCGCAGGAAAAUGAACGACUUUGGGAUGGCGGAGGAGUUUGCCUCCAAGGCACUAGAGUUGAAACCCAAAUCCUAUGAAGCCUAUUACGCACGAGCCCGUGCCAAGCGCAGCAGCAGGCAAUUCCACGCAGCCCUGGAGGACCUGAGUGAAGCUGUGCAUCUAUGUCCCAAUAACCGUGAGAUCCAGCGCCUGCUGCAACGUGUAGAAGAAGAGUGUCAUCAGGUUGAACAACAACAGGAUCUGGAUCCGCCUCCUUCCCCUCCCCGUGAUCAAGCCCCAUCCAUGGUCCCGCCGCCUCCAAUGAAGCCCCAUAUUUCAGACAUGGAGCCAGUCCAGGACUUGUUUGAGGAGGAGGAUGAUGAUUACCUUGAGCGGGAUUUAGAUGGCCUACCGCUUGGUGUUCCUGCUGAGCCCCACACUAUACUAUCGGGACUUCCUGUCAUUCAAAACAUGCCUCCAUCUCCGAGCCAUCAUGAUUCACCCUACUUGGGCCAAGCGUAUGACCUUCGCCCCAGUCCCCCUUCAAUGUCCUCUCCUACUAGGCAAGGCUACCAAUCCUCUUCUCCAUCGCUCUCACCAACGCACCAGAGCUCGCACUUUCGGCCCAGUCCCCCUCAUCAGGCUUCCUACCACUUCAGCCCACCGCCAUCACCAUUACGCCGUGGACCACAGUAUCGCGCCAGCCCUACCUCUGAGGGAGUCGCCAUGUACCGUCACCAGUCCGCCUCUGCAGGAUGGUACCAGCAAGACCAGCUUGCAGGGCGACCCAAGUCCCCUCUGUCCAAGAUGAGCAGCCAACGUUCUUUCCAAUUUUCCCAACAGACUUCCCAGCCGUCACAACAGACCCAGUGGUUGCAGCCAGCCAAGGCACAGAUCGUCCGAACCAACCAGCCCAGCACUGCGGUACACUCCAGUGCCAUACUGGGUAGUAGUGCAUACAGUCAGAUUGCUCACUCGAUGAGCGCCCGCUGCCCAGGAGACAUGGAUGAACUUGGGGAUGGAGGGUACUCUUCCUCACUUCAACCUCAGGGCAGUCUGAGUGCAGGGGCCUUGUACCAGCGUGCCAUCAGCAUGGAUCCUGGCCUUGUGGAGGACGAGCUUCCCCAGAGGCCCUCCUCUGCUUACAGACCCAAUCCCGGAGGAGUCCGUUACGCUCAGACACCACAGAUCAGCCGCAGUCAGUCAACCGCCUACUAUCCAGUCUCGCCUCAUGAAAUGGAGCGACAGGUGACUCUGGGUUCACCAGAGAACCUUCAAGCCCACCGGCGUCCAGUUAGUGCAAAUAGUGCUGAAACCAAACAGCACCCACCAGCUCCACGCCCCCUUAUUCACUCCCACAGUACGGGUCUGCGCUUCUCUCCAUCCAGCAACAGUUUGGUGGCAGGUUCCGCUGCUAACCUAGGCCCAGGGUUCAGGCCGUCAGCUUCUGCGCAGCAAAUGGAGAUCCCUCUAAAGCUUUCCUAUGAAGGCAGCUACCAUGAUGACCUUUCACCAGAGUCACCCCCACAAGGCACAGACUACGGGGUGGUUGGUGGAACAUAUCCAGGAGAAGCGCUUCGCUCCCGCGCCACGCCUUUCAUGGGCAUUAUUGACAAGACCGCACGGACUCAGCAGUACCUUCAGCAGCAGCCUUCGUUUGCAUCAUCCUCUUCGGGUUCUCGACCAUGGACCGUUUCUUCACUGGAUACGGUGGUGAACAGUCCAGCCACCUCCCCUAGCAACAUGGGCUACGGGCAGCAAGCAGCACCCCUCAGCCAUAUUGCGUACUACAACCGCACCAACAAUGCUCACAAUGGUCACCUCAUGGAUGACGAUUUCUACAUCAACUCCCCUGGUGUGACGCGGGACCGGGCGGAUGCUAUGGGUCGAGUUAGCCAGAUUCCCACAUACCCAGAUGUGAAAGUGGCACGGACUCUGCCAGUUUCCCAGGCCUACCAGGACAAUGAGUUUAGGCAGAUGUCUCGAAAUGAAAGGCAAGGCCCAACCUCACCCAUUAAACCAAAGAGACCCUUUGUGGAGUCUAAUGUGUAAGAAUAAAGAGUCAGUGUGCAAGAUUUAUUAGAACAUUCUCGAGGAAUAUCUAACAUGUUGACCAACUUAUCUCUUCGUUUUACGUCCCAUAUCUUGAUAAUGAAAAUACAGACCUCUCAAGGUGAAUUUCACCGAUGUGAAUCUAGUGAUUCUAGCAUGUACAAAUCAAAUGCAUCUAUAUUUGCUCUGGACACAAAAAUGGAAGUAUCAGGACCCAUUGGAGUUAUAGUAGGCCUGUGUAACUGCUGUACACCAACCUUCUACUUUUCUGUACCUUCAUGAGAGGGUGGCUGCUCAAUGCCAGUCAUGAACACAUUGCUGAGCAUGGCCCCUGCACCAGACAUCCCCACUAAUGUCCUCACUCAGAUCAGUAAUAAUCCCGGAGAAUCUUGCUGUGUCUCAAGUUGAAAAUGUACCUAAAAUAUUCCAGAUCAAUAUUGCUAAAGCAAAAAACUAAUUUAAUAUUUUAAGUUAUGUUUGUAUAAAUAUAUAUAUAUGUAUACACAUAAAUUUCAAUGCAAUUGUGUUUUCAGUUUGCCUUGAGUUGACAUGCACUCAGCAAUGUGAAAUAUUUUUAGACUUUUUUUGGGCAUUUUUAUUUUUUGUCAACAGGUUACAAAUAUCAACAGGAUCGCUACUUUUAACGCAAUGCAAAUAUCUGUAGUGUUUGGUUAAUAAUUUCACAUCUGCUCAAGGGAAGUAGCAUUCAGGUGGUCAGCCGUUAAUUAACUUGCUCUAUAGUAGUCACACCACUAAAGCGGAAAUUGUCUUUUCCAAAGAAACUUUUCUCAUGGGAAGUAGGCGUGGGGAAAACUUUUUUGCAGCCUCAGAAUCCACAUGCUCUCAUUCAUUAUGUUUUGAGAGUUUAUUUGUGCACUGAAACAUGCCUUCAGAACGUUUUCCCUGUUUGUUUAAAACUGUGAGUACUUCCUUUCAGAUAUGGGAAACCUGACUUGAUGUC
This is a messenger RNA of Sinocyclocheilus rhinocerous, 7060 nucleotides long. RefSeq names its product protein TANC2-like. The transcript has 24 exons. Gene Ontology annotation, molecular function: protein binding. Lineage: Eukaryota; Metazoa; Chordata; Actinopteri; Cypriniformes; Cyprinidae. Gene Ontology annotation, cellular component: dendritic spine. Gene Ontology annotation, biological process: regulation of dendritic spine morphogenesis. The record is from RefSeq and is a predicted model, not a curated record.